AUGGUUAGCAUGUGUCUGAUAAUGAGGGUGCACUCACGAUCUGAUCUAGUCUCACCCUGCACCUACGACGGACGACUCUGCCAAGACGACUCAUUCACGUCUUGCAGAGACAAGUCGCAACUCCAAACCGACCCAACGCAUCUUCCGUCUUGUAGUUUCAUGAGAUCGGUUGGGUCCGUCUGUCUUCCAGCCAAGACCAUGGCAGACGAUGAAUGGGUGGUGAUGGGGCAGAAGCACCGAGCAGGCGUACCUUUUCCAACGAAUGCCCAGCCGUACGAGACCGGUGGCGGCGAUGAAGUGCACGAGUAG
This is a messenger RNA of Penicillium verhagenii, 309 nucleotides long. RefSeq lists its product as uncharacterized. Lineage: Eukaryota; Fungi; Ascomycota; Eurotiomycetes; Eurotiales; Aspergillaceae. The transcript has a single exon. The record is from RefSeq and is a predicted model, not a curated record. Bases 1 to 309 code for a protein of 102 amino acids.